Nymphaea colorata (pocket water lily) is the source of this 2884-nucleotide messenger RNA. RefSeq names its product probable LRR receptor-like serine/threonine-protein kinase At1g05700. Bases 58 to 2748 code for a protein of 896 amino acids. Gene Ontology annotation, molecular function: protein kinase activity; protein binding; ATP binding. NCBI's taxonomy places the organism in Eukaryota, Viridiplantae, Streptophyta, Magnoliopsida, Nymphaeales, Nymphaeaceae. The transcript has 13 exons. Gene Ontology annotation, biological process: protein phosphorylation. The record is from RefSeq and is a predicted model, not a curated record.
AGGUGGUUCUGCUUCUGAGCGUGGAAACCGCUUGUAUCGAUACACCAUCCUUUCAAGAUGGCAGCAAGCUCCCUCCUUUUUAGCUUAUGCAUUGGCCUCCAAAUUUUCUCUGGAUUUGCUGACAAACUGUUCUUGAACAUCGAUUGUGGAACAAUGGGUACGCGCACUGACAGCCGGGGCAUGGAAUGGGUCGGCGACGACAGUUAUAUCAAUGCAGGGAGUGCUUUACCUGCCGUAGUGCAAAAUAAUAGUGAUUUGUACGGACAAGAGAUCAACAGCCUCCGAUACUUUCCCUCCCAAAAGAAAAGCUGCUACGUGAUCCCAGGCGUGAACAGGGGAAGGAAACACAUGGUUCGAGCAUCCUUCUUCUACGGCAACUACGAUGGGAAAUCAUCGCCGCCAUCCUUCCAUCUUCAAUUUGAUGGCAACCAUUGGGACAGCGUGACAACUUCAUCCAACAAGUCCUACUAUUGGGAAGUAAUAUAUGCACCCAAGAGAGAAAACAUCAGCGUCUGUGUUGCUCGGAAAUCGCCCGACCAAAUUCCUUUCAUCUCAGCUCUUGAAAUUAGGGAAUUUGAGCCGGGCAUGUACGAGACGGAUGGCGAAGAAGACUUUCUUCUAUGGGGGCAGAGGAAAGCAUUCGGAUCGAAAGUCUUUGUUAGGUAUCCUGAUGAUUCUUAUGACCGUUAUUGGCAUCCAAGUGGUGAGAUCGACGGCACCGUGACCGUGGCGAGAGAUAACAUGAGCUUCAUAAAAAACUUCACGGAUAUUCCGGGAUUGGCAUUAGCCCACGCCAUAACUCCAGCGUCGAGCAAUGCUACGACUCUGACAGUCCCAUUGUAUUUGGAAGAUGAUACAUAUUACUACAGUUUCUAUUUCUCCGAAGUGUUAGAGGCAGCUUACCAGAAUAAGAGCAGGUCUUUCGAUUUCCUUGUUGAUGACGAAAAGCUUAACGACUACGGUUCUAUAAUCCCACCUUAUCAGUCAGAUGAGUGGAUGCAUUACAAUCACGGUGGUCGGAGACUGACUGCUGGAUCAAACAUUUCCUUGGUCAAUACACCAGAUGCAUCCCUUCCUCCCAUCCUCAAUGCCAUGGAGCUUUUUAAACUCAAGACAGGACUAGCUGACGGAACUAGCAGAAAUGAUGUGAACGCUUUGAAGGUGUUGCAGGGUCAAUAUCAACAGCUUCAAUCAUGGGCAGGUGAUCCAUGCCUUCCUGCAGGGUCCACUUGGGAUUGGCUCAACUGCAAUGCUAACGAUUCACCUAGCGUUACUGAACUUCACCUUAGCGGGUUGAGCUUGAUCGGUACCCUUCCAGACUUCAGUGGCCUGACUGCGCUUGAGAUAAUUGAUCUCAGUAACAACAGCUUGAACGGUCAGAUCCCAGAGUUCUUAGGGAGAUUUCCUUUCUUGAAAGAGCUGAACCUAGCAGACAACAAAUUCACCGGAUCCCUACCGGCAUCGUUGGCAGGCAGAAAAAUAAAACUAAAUACAGGGGGAAACAACCUCAAUGAAUCCAAGCCAAGCCCAAACAAGCCAAGUCCACCCACAAGAGAAGGCAGAAGAAGUGUGAAGCCGAUCAUAAUUGGAGUAUCAGUCGGCUCAGCUGUCUUACUUCUAUUGCUAGUUGGUUAUAUUGUUUAUGCAUGCCUUCGAGGCCAACGUCCUGAGCAAUCACCUACUAAUGUUGUGGUUGUGAAUAAUAUAGAGAAUCAGACGAAGCAACAGACUGGAUGGAUGCAGCUAGUGCCUAACCAUGGAUUCACCCAUGAAGAGAUUGUGAAGAUCACAUGUAACUUUGAAACCAUUAUUGCUGAAGGAGGAUCAGCUUCUGUUUAUUAUGGGUGCCUUAAUAGUGGCAAAAAAGUUGCAGUCAAAGUAUUGAAAGAUUUGCACCAACGAGGACCUAAAGAAUUUGUUGCAGAGGUCAAGUUGUUAGCAACAGUGCAUCACAAAAACCUUGUCCCAUUUGUUGGAUAUUGUGAUGAAGGAAUGAACAUGAUUGUGCUCUACGAGUACAUGCAGAAUGGAAGCUUAAGAGGCCUCUUAUCAGGCAGGAAAACCACAACAACACCCUUAACAUGGAAGAAGCGGCUGCAAAUAGCUUUGGAUGUUGCAAUAGGUUUGGAGUAUCUACACUCAGGUUGCCAACCAGCCAUCAUUCAUAGAGAUGUAAAGACUACAAACAUCCUUCUUAAUGAACGACUAGAAGCCAAGCUAGCAGAUUUUGGGAUUUCUAGGGCUGAUGAGAAGACUCAAACAUCAACCGGGAUUGCUGGCACCCCUGGAUACAUUGAUCCGGAGUAUUCCGAAACAAGCAUUCUCACCAAAAAGAGUGAUGUUUAUAGCUUUGGUAUUGUUCUUUUUGAGCUUAUUUGCGGCCACCCAGCUAAAUUCGGCACCCCCGAGCAGUACUUUCAUAUUGUUCAAUGGGCGACAUCAAAUAUUGUGAGUGGUGAAAUAGAUAGCAUUGUUGACCCAAGGAUUAAAGGGCAGCAUAAAAUGAAUUCUAUGCAAAAGGUUGUAGAGGUAGCAAUCGCAUGUACUGCACGGAGUUCUGCAAAGAGGCCACACAUGUGUAAGAUUCUGAAUGACUUGAAUCAGGCAAUGGAGAUGGAGAUGGAGGCUGGUUCCGAGGAGCUCGAAGUUUCAGCUAUAGAAGUUGUGAUUACUUCAGAGUCUUCAACUGAAACAUCUCAUCCUGUGCCCAAAUCACCAAGGACAUCCAUUAGAAAGUCAGAAGCUUAAUUUCACAUCAACAUCGUAGCAGACAAAAGAAAGCUUCAAUGCAACAUUAGCUGAUCUUUUGCUCCUUGACAAUCGAAUCACUUAAAACAUUUAUGGAUAGUGAUGAUGAAUAAGCAUUUCAUGAGUGGAUUUAAGU